GGCGAAUGCUCACGGAAGUGCUAUGACAUCUUUGUGCUGGAGACGGUGUGCGUGGCAUGGUUUUCAUUUGAGUUCCUGCUGCGAUCCAUCCAGGCGGAGAACAAGUGUGCUUUCCUGAAAACCCCACUCAAUAUCAUCGACAUCCUGGCCAUCUUGCCUUUCUAUAUCUCUCUCAUUGUGGAUACGGUCUCCACAAAAAACAGCAGCAAGCCCAGUGGCGGAGCUGGGAACAAGUACCUGGAACGAGUGGGCCUGGUGCUGCGCUUCCUGCGGGCUCUGCGCAUCCUGUACGUGAUGAGGUUGGCCCGGCACUCGCUGGGGCUGCAGACGCUGGGGCUCACUGUGCGCCGGUGCACCAGGGAGUUCGGGCUCCUCCUGCUCUUCCUUUGCGUCGCCAUGGCCCUCUUCUCGCCCUUGGUGUACUUGGCUGAGAGUGAACUGGGAGCCAAGCAAGAAUUCACAAGUGUCCCCACCAGUUACUGGUGGGCUGUGAUCUCCAUGACAACUGUUGGCUACGGGGACAUGGUGCCUCGUAGCAUCCCUGGACAGGUGGUAGCCCUGAGCAGUAUCUUGAGUGGGAUUUUGCUGAUGGCUUUCCCAGUCACGUCCAUCUUUCAUACCUUUUCCCGUUCCUACAGCGAGCUGAAGGAGCAGCAGCAGCGAGCAGCAAGCAGGCAGAUGCGCCAGCUAGAAGAGAGCACCAAACUCCCAGGUGGUGACAGUGCACAGGCGAUCAGUGUCACGUUCCUGCUGGAUGCUGCUGAGCAGAAGGGUCAGCCUUCCGUGGACCAGGAAGCCAAGAGAAGUUGUUGACUCUGAACAGCCGAAGACGUAUGUUGGCAGCACAAGAAGCAGUGGACAAGGGGGGCAGUUCUGCAAGAAGAACCUCCUGAACUGCAUAAAUGAGGGGCAGACACA
Eurypyga helias (sunbittern) is the source of this 918-nucleotide messenger RNA. Its product is annotated as potassium voltage-gated channel subfamily G member 2. The record is from RefSeq and is a predicted model, not a curated record. Gene Ontology annotation, cellular component: voltage-gated potassium channel complex; membrane. Gene Ontology annotation, biological process: potassium ion transmembrane transport. The transcript has a single exon. NCBI's taxonomy places the organism in Eukaryota, Metazoa, Chordata, Aves, Eurypygiformes, Eurypygidae. Gene Ontology annotation, molecular function: voltage-gated potassium channel activity. The annotation marks the transcript as partial.